Centruroides sculpturatus (bark scorpion) is the source of this 4025-nucleotide messenger RNA. Its product is annotated as ephrin type-B receptor 2-like. The transcript is spliced from 15 exons. The record is from RefSeq and is a predicted model, not a curated record. Gene Ontology annotation, biological process: protein phosphorylation; cell surface receptor protein tyrosine kinase signaling pathway; axon guidance. The coding region runs from base 152 to 2866 and encodes 904 amino acids. Lineage: Eukaryota; Metazoa; Arthropoda; Arachnida; Scorpiones; Buthidae. Gene Ontology annotation, molecular function: protein binding; ATP binding; transmembrane-ephrin receptor activity. Gene Ontology annotation, cellular component: plasma membrane; neuron projection.
AAGUUGUAUUGUUUUACAGUGGGUGGAAGAGAGCUUCACGAAUUUCGAGUUGGGUAUCAACUGGCGGUCGUACGUGGUGUGCGACGUGGCAUACAACGAUGUCAACAAUUGGUUGUGGACCCCAUUCAUCGAAAGAGGAGUGGCCAAUCGCAUGUACAUCGAAGUCAAGUUUAGUAUGAGGGAUUGCAACCUGUUCCCCGGCAUGGCACUGUCCUGCAAAGAGACGUUCACUCUACUAUAUUACGAGUUCGACGCUGCCACCAAGGAGCCACCCCCCUGGGAGCCAGAAUCUUACAAACUGAUCGGCAGGAUCGCCGCAGACGAAGGAAGAUUCACUUCCAACGCGGAAGUCAUCAUCAACACCGAAAUAAGAAGCGUGCCAGUUACCAAGAAAGGGGUGUAUUUUGCAUUCAGAGACCAAGGUGCCUGUCUGUCUCUCAUUGCCAUCAAGGUGUACUAUGUCAGUUGUCCAGAGAUUUCGACCAGUUUUGCUUAUUUCCUCGAAACUCCGACCGGCAAAGAAGUGACUGCUAUUGUGGCAGCGGAAGGUCAGUGUGUAGCCAAUGCAGUGGUGGUGGAUCCUCCGAGGUUAUUGUGCAAAGGAGACGGAAAUUGGACUUUACCUUCCGGUGGAUGUAGUUGUAUGGCAGGAUACGAAUCUAUCGGACACAUCUGCCAAGUGUGUCCUGUUACCACUUUCAAAUCUUCAGUUGGAGACGUUAAGUGUUCUCCUUGUCCUCAAUAUAGCACAGCACCUUACAAAGGCUCUUUGGAAUGUAGAUGUGACGACGGUUACUAUAGAGCUUCUAAGGAUCCAAAAGCUAUGCCAUGUACUCAACCUCCUUCAGCACCCCAAAAUUUAUCUGUAAGUUUUGUGGAUCAGUCGACUGUUGUUUUAGGAUGGCAAAGUCCUUCGUAUUUAGGUGGAAGGUUGGAUUUAGAAUAUAGAAUUGCCUGCGAUGGUUGCGGUUCUUCUGUGUUGUAUACACCGGCGGAUAGAGGUUUCAACGAGACUAAGGUCACCAUCUCUGGCCUGAACCCCGUUACUUCAUAUAGAUUUCAAGUCUAUGCAGAAAAUGGUGUUUCGUCUUUGGGUGGCAGCCAGUAUGUAGAUUUAACUGUAACUACUGAAGCAUCUGUGCCUUCAAUGGUCAGCAAUAUUCGUGUUACGUUAAUGAAAAGUACAGAAAUUAUGUUGACGUGGGAACCACCGGAAGAUCCCUAUUCUCAAUUGGAGAUGUACGAAGUCCGAUACUUUAUAGGGAAAAACGAGAAAAAUACAACAAGUAUCCUUACAAAAAAGGAAAAUAUCGUUUUCAGGAAUUUAAUGGAGAUUACAGAAUAUGGUUUUCAGGUUCGAGCCAAAACUACACACGGUUGGGGUGAUUAUAGUAAAGCUAUUUUUAAAACUACCGGCCAAUUAAUGGGAAGUACGGCUUAUAUCGAAGACGAUCAGAUUCAAGUUCGAAUCAUAGCCGGUGCGACUGUAGCCUUAAUUGUACUUAUCAUAGUCAUCAUCGUUAUGAUAUUCUUGUAUGUUAGAAGAAGCACGGACGAAUGUAACAAAAAGCAACCCAGUGACUGCGACACUUUAGAGUAUAGAAAUGGAGAAGUUGUCCCUCCGCUAGAUCAUCUUCCUAUUGUUUCGACUGUUCGUUUAACCACACCGCUCUUCACACCGUCCGGGGGGUCGAAAACUUACAUAGAUCCUCACACCUACGAAGACCCCAACCAAGCCGUACGCGAGUUUACUAAAGAGAUUGAUGCGCUUCACAUCACUAUCGAAGCUAUUAUCGGGGGUGGUGAAUUCGGUGACGUGUGUCGUGGCAAACUGAAAAUGCCUGCCAGACCAGAAAUGACUGUAGCAAUCAAAACACUUAAACCCGGUUCCUCCGAUAAGGCCAGGAUGGAUUUUUUGACAGAAGCCAGUAUUAUGGGACAGUUUGAUCAUCCUAAUGUUAUCUACUUACAAGGUGUGGUGACUAAGUGUAACCCGGUUAUGAUCGUAACCGAAUAUAUGGAGAAUGGAUCCUUGGAUACGUUUCUAAGGGCCAACGAUGGAAAAUUCCAAGUACUACAGUUGGUGGGUAUGUUAAGAGGAAUAGCCGCCGGUAUGCAAUAUCUGUCCGAAAUGAAUUAUGUCCACAGGGAUCUCGCUGCACGGAACGUUCUAGUCAACAUUAAUCUGGUCUGCAAAAUUGCCGAUUUUGGCCUUUCUAGAGAGAUCGAGAGUGCAACUGAGGGUGCCUACACUACUCAGGGAGGGAAGAUACCUGUAAGGUGGACUGCACCAGAAGCUAUAGCAUUUAGGAAAUUCACUUCAGCUAGUGACGUUUGGAGUUACGGUAUCGUUAGUUGGGAGGUUAUGUCUUAUGGCGAACGUCCAUAUUGGAAUUGGUCCAACCAGGAUGUCAUCAAGUGCAUCGAGAAGGGUUACAGGCUACCUGCUCCUAUGGAUUGCCCCGAGGCAUUACAUCAAUUAAUGCUCGACUGCUGGCAGAAAGAUCGAUCACACAGACCCGCAUUUGCAACCAUCGUUAAAACGUUGGAUAAAUUAAUGCAAUGUCCAGAAAGUCUGCGGAAAAUUGCACAAAACAGGCAUCAAAACCCUUUGGAUCCGAGCGCACCUGAUAUGACUCAAUUGAAAUCGGUGGAAGAAUGGUUGGAUAGCAUUAAAAUGCGGCGUUACCUCCCGAAUUUUCAACAGGCAGGCAUUGCAACAAUGGAAUCGGUAGCAAGAUUAACUUUAAACGAUUUGACAUCGCUAGGUGUUACUCUAGUAGGGCAUCAGAAGAAGAUCAUGAACAGUGUGCAAACAAUAAGAGUGCAAAUGAAUGCAAACAUGGCGGAAGGAUUUCUGGUUUGAUUUUCAGUGAGGGCUUCCAGCAGAAUAGCUUGUGAACAAGAAUAGAACAAAUUAAAUAAAUAAAUAAAUAAAAAAUCCUUUGCUGGAUUUUACGUUGGUGCGUUAUCUUCCUUUCUGCAGGUACGAACGUUGCUCAGUAAAAAAAAUAAAUAAAUAAAUAAACCUUUUCCUUGCUGUGAUUAUCGUGUGCGAACCCUGUCCCAUCUGGACGCAACAUAUCCCAUCUGCAAAAAGAAAAAAAUAAAUAAAAAAUAAAAGGGUUUGCACCGAUUCAGUUCAUAUCAUUCGCUUCUGCUCCGAAUAUGUGAACAUUUAGUGAUGACCUCUUAUUUGUGGGAAAUGCAAUAUCCCCGCCAUUUGUUGAGUAAUACAGUUGUGUAAAGUAGCCCGAGGGCUUAUGUAAAGUUGCAACAAGUUGAAUAUUUCUGUUGCCAAUGUUAGUGAUAAGUUUUAAGUGCUGAGGCAUUUCUAUAUCUGUGAAGAACCAUGCAGAAAUCCAAAGCCUUUUAACAGGUGCUGAACAUGGUGCUAUGCAUCGUUGGUACCAAGCCAUAUCACCACCCUGCAUGUGCGAAAAAAAAAAAAAAUGUGGACUUUGUUUAAUUAGGGGAAACUAAACCGCUAAUUUUGAACAUACAAACACGUGUGUUUUUUGAAAAAAACGCUCCUAUUUAUUAAAAGAUGCGGUUGAGUUCGAGGUGUAUAAAAUCAGUUUGUACAGAUUUCUUCCAUCCUUCCCUUUGUAUAAAUUUAAGAAAUAAUAAUAAACAGAUGAAGAUCCGUCAAAUAUCGACAUCGUGUACUUACGCCUGUGGAUUUAACUUAUCUCCAAAUCGAGAAAUUUUGGCAAUACUUCCAAGUUAAUAGCCCUGGAUUGGGGGAAAACUAUCAUAUCUCUAUUUGUAUUGUGUGAAAGUGGACGUAUUUUGUCGAUUUUAUCAACAACAUCGAUAUGAAAAAACAUCAUUCCAUGGAACAAAAAAUAAAUAAAUAAAUAAAUAAAAUAAUGUGACGUUUCGUGAUUGUAAAAACUGUUUGCUCCUAUAUGUUAGUUCAUCCGGUUCCGAUAGAAGGCCUCAUAAUGUAAAGAUAAAUUGAUGAUGUGAGGCCCUUUUUAUCAGAGAUCUUUGAAUAUCCAAUAAACGAAAAUUUGUAAGAA